Messenger RNA from Closterium sp. NIES-65, 315 nucleotides. Lineage: Eukaryota; Viridiplantae; Streptophyta; Zygnematophyceae; Desmidiales; Closteriaceae. The record is from the annotation of a GenBank genome assembly.
AUGCUGCUUCCGGGAAAGAUCCACCACGUGCUCAGUCCGGGCAACCUCUGCAUCAAGGAGGUGCAGGAGUACCUGCGGGGCAUCUGUCCGGACGUGCAUGUGACGAGGGGCGAGUACGACGACGAUGCCCAGUUCCCCGACACCAAGGUCGUUGUCGUGGGCGGCUUCCGCAUCGGCCUCUGUCACGGCCACCAGGUGAUCCCAUGGGGCGACGUUGAGUCCCUAGCCAUGCUGCAGCGGCAGAUGGGACUUGUGGGCGGCGAUGUGAAGGUGGAUAAGAUCGAAUUCAAGAAGCCCGUUGCUGGCGCGCAGUGA